Messenger RNA from Leptinotarsa decemlineata (Colorado potato beetle), 615 nucleotides. RefSeq lists its product as uncharacterized. The record is from RefSeq and is a predicted model, not a curated record. NCBI's taxonomy places the organism in Eukaryota, Metazoa, Arthropoda, Insecta, Coleoptera, Chrysomelidae.
AUGGAAGUGGCACUGGUUGCUUGUAGGGAUGGGAUGCCAGUUAAUGCGGCAGCACGCCAGUACAAUAUUUCUGUUACGACACUAUUACGAAGAAUAAAAGCACCAAUUGAUCAACCUGUUGAUAAAAAACUUGGACGAUAUCGUUCUGUAUUUAGUAAGGAGCAAGAAAAGAUUUUAGCCGAUUACGUCUUACAAAUGGAAGAACGACUUUUUGGUUUAACCAUAGCAGAUCUUAAGUCUCUCGCAUAUCAAUUUGCUGUUAGGAUUCACAUUUCUCAACCAUUUAUUAAUGAAAAACAAAUAGCAGAAAAAGAUUGGGUUUAUGGAUUUUUAAAAAGGAACACGAAGUUAUCACUGCGGCUUCCAGAGAAAACUUCGGCAGCUAGAGCGUCGGCCUUCAAUGAGGUAAAUGUUAAUACGUUUUUCGACCUACUUGAUCAUUUAUAUGGAACUUGUCGAUAUUCCCCGAAUCGCAUAUAUAAUUGCGACGAGGCAGGAAUUACCACGGUUCCAAAUAAGCCUUCCAAAGUUAUAUCGAAAAAAGGAAAAAAACAGGUGGGAGUUUUGUCCUCCAGCUUUGGUAUUUCCAAGGGUUCGACACAAUGUGAUAUUUGA